Molecule: messenger RNA, 1515 nt
Organism: Talaromyces stipitatus ATCC 10500
Lineage: Eukaryota; Fungi; Ascomycota; Eurotiomycetes; Eurotiales; Trichocomaceae
Exons: 2
Coding region: 1-1515 (504 amino acids)
Source: RefSeq, a predicted model, not a curated record
AUGACUUCAACCCUCACAGCUCCAACGUCUAACUCAGAGGUCAAAGAUCCCGUCCUCAUCAACGACAACACAGAAAAGACCAGCGAUACAGCAUCAGCCACAAUUACGCCCACCACCGGCGAAGAAAUAGUCUACACCACUCCUCCCAAAGGAUACCGCCUCUUCGGCAAUAUCGUCAUACCAGCCUACCGCUCCCCAAUCGUGCAAUGCAUCAUCAUAGCCUUUGUUCACCUCCUAGUGGUCGGCAUGUUCAAUGUCCUAUCCGCCCUUGGCGGUGGUGGACAGGUCGAUCCGACGACAAGUAACAAUGCAAACACCAUCUUAUACAGUCUUUUCGCCUUCUUUGCUCUUACUGCUGGGUCUGUGGUGAACUUUUUAGGCCCCAAGGUCACCCUUGCCAUGGGUGGGGUGGGUUAUUCGUUGUUAUCUGCGUCAUUUUGGAGUUAUAAUCAUAAUAAGAAUGAUGGGUUUGUUUAUUUUGGUGGUGCUACGUGUGGUGUUGCUGCGGCUUUUCUCUGGACCGCAGAAGGCGCUCUCAUCAUGUCUCUGCCCAUGGAGAAAGACAAGGGCAAAUACAUCAGCAUCUUCUACGGCCUAUCCUUCUUCGGCACCGUCAUCGGCGCCAUCAUCCCUACAGUCGAGAACUGGGGCGUAACAACCGCAGGCAGUGCCAACGAUGGCACAUAUAUUGCUCUAUUCAUUCUCAUGCUUCUCGGAAGUGUAGUGGCCUGCUUCAUCUCCGACCCAUCUCGCGUUGUGCGCAAUGACGGAAGUCGAGUCUUCGUACCUCGCAACACAACUUUUGUGCAGGAACUGAAAAACGUCGUCCUUGCCGUUAAGCGUGAACCCUGGAUCAUACUCUUCUUCCCAUAUAGCUUUGCCGGGUUAUGGUACAUCCCUUACCAAAGCAAUGACUAUAACGGAUAUUAUUUUGACCUGCGAACCCGCGCUUUCGGUUCUCUGUGGUUUGAUUUUGGUCAGUUCGUCAUGGCCGUCGUUAUGGGCAUGAUGCUUGAUUGGAAGGCCGUCGGAACCCGUCGUCGACGUGCCUUUGUAGGCUGGACCGUGCUAUUUGUCCUGUUAAAUGCAGUCUUUAUUGGUGGCGUUUUCCCGGCUCGUCGAUCUCAUCGCGGUGUGCCUCCUCCGGGCGGUCUAAUUGAUGUCGAUGACUCCAGGGCUGCGGGAUAUAUUAUCCUCUACGUCUUUUAUGGUUUUGUCGAUGGUGCUUGGCAGACAUUUGCAUGGUGGGUUGCGGGUUGUCUAUCGAAUGACCCCUUGGUGCUCUCUAUUUAUUCCGCUUUCUACAAAGUCUUUGGCGCGAUGGGUGCUGCUAUUGUGUUUAAUCUUGAUGUUCGUAAAAUUAGUUAUCAGGCCAUGUUUGGGAGUUAUUGGGGUUUGCUGGCUGGCUCAAUGUUGUUUAUCCUUGUGUUAAUCUUUAAGAGGGUUGAAGAUUCGACUGGGGUGGUGGCUGAGGCUGAAGUCCCAGUUGAAAAGAUGAUACAGGGCGAUGAGUGA